Anisakis simplex (herring worm) is the source of this 477-nucleotide messenger RNA. The record is from the annotation of a GenBank genome assembly. Lineage: Eukaryota; Metazoa; Nematoda; Chromadorea; Rhabditida; Anisakidae.
CCAUCAAAAAAUAUCGAAGUGGUGAAUUUCACUGAGAUCGAAGAGCAAGGUCGUGAGGCUUGGUAUCGACAUUUACAACAAACGUGGAAACCGAAAUUUGUCCUGCGUGACAAAAGUAUAACGAAUGAAAAUUUUACAACUGCAAAACAACGACUAAAUUUUCGUAAGCACCCUCUAAAAGCACCAUUGUUGAACGUCGAAUCACAGUCAUCAUCAGAGCAAUGUCGCGUUCAGUUGGAGAACGUUUGCGAUGUAUUCCUUGUGUACGACGAUGAUAGCUGCAGAGAUCAACCGGAUGAAGAUGAGCUCACACAAGACUAUCCAGAGUCAUUGCACAAACCACUGAAGAAAAUCACAAACGCUCGCGACGGAAACUCUCGACAGGAUUUGGAACCAAAAGGCUGUAAAGAAAAUGAUCAACAACAAUCGAAUGGUUCUCUCUCUGAAACUAGCCUAUCGGCUGCUGGAAUGAAGUAG